AUGUCGUAUAGCAACAUUGACGACGUCUACGUGCGAGACAACACCGAUUCCGGAGAAGGAUCUUACACAGGAUUUGUGUGCAAACACACGCUGUUGCCGCACGGUCAAGGUUGCAUGAAAUACUUUGGCCGCGACAACAACCUGGUAUCGUAUGACGGUGAAUGGGAUCAAGGAAUAUGGCAUGGCUAUGGCUCUCUCAUGUUUCAAUCCCAAGAUUGUUACGUUGGUGAAUUCCAAAACGGUAGCCGGGAAGGGAACGGAACUUACAUGUGGCAAGAUGGCAGUCAAUACGAAGGCAGGUUUGAACAAGAUGCCCGCACUGGAAAAGGACGUUUCACUUGGCCCGAUGGUAACUUUUACAAGGGGGAAUUUGUCAAUGGAAAGAGAGAAGGUCUUGGACAAUAUACGUUUCUAAAGUCAGGUGAUAUGUACAGUGGACACUGGAAGGAUGGUCAUUACGAUGGAUUUGGUGUCUUCACUUGGUCCGAUGGCCGAACCUACCGUGGCAACUGGAAGAAUUCUCAACGUCAUGGAAAGGGAACCGAAAGCGACUGCGAUGGCAACGUCGUCUACAAUGGCAUGUGGGAAAAUCAUCAUCCCGUCGUCUCAGAUAAGGACUACAAAGAAAAGGUUGCGGCAAAGGAAGAAGAGGGGGAAAGUCCCACUACUACUACGUUUGCCACUCCCGGUACUACUACUACUACUACCAAUCCUCCACCCGCCAGAAACAUCCCCUUUCCGUCUCAACAAAGUCAUCGAACGGCACAUUAA
Cylindrotheca closterium is the source of this 771-nucleotide messenger RNA. NCBI's taxonomy places the organism in Eukaryota, Bacillariophyta, Bacillariophyceae, Bacillariales, Bacillariaceae. The record is from the annotation of a GenBank genome assembly.